AUGAGUCUAAUGUUCAUGGAUGAGGAUGAAGCCAUGAGAGCCGGAGUUCCUCUAGACAAUACGUCUGAGCUAAUCCGUAAUUGGUAUGAUGCAGCAAUUUACUUUCUCAAUGAAGCCGAUUUCACACGAAACCCUGACUUUAAGACUGUACAAGCCAUUGCCAUUCUUCUUGGACUGGCAAAGAACGUCGGGGAUUUUGAUCUUGAGCCUGUCAUUCAAGCGGCAGGAAUACGCAUUGGACAGAUUUUGGGAAUGGACUGCGAGCCUCCCAGAAUAUCGCAAGAUCCUGUUAUCCAAGAGAUCAGCCGACGGACAUGGUGGACUUUGAUCAUCUGUGAAUGGCUUUCUAUACCGACUCGUCCACCAUGCAUACAUGAGGCAGAUUUCAAUGUCAGACUUCCUUUGACCCUGUCUGAUGAGGAGUUAAGUACGCAUUUGAUCAAAGAACCAAGCAUGGCAAUCGAAGGACCAAGACCAGUCAAUUACCACAGUGCUAUGAUCUCGUUAGCUUACUCCAAUUAUCGCUUUCGGUUGCAGAUGGCUGCCACCAAAAGUCUUCAAGGUGAUAAUCUACUGGAAGAUCUUGUUCUCACGACAGAUGAAGCUUUGGCCAAUAUAAUUUCCCAACUACCAUCGCAUCUUCUCGAGGCAUCUGAUGAUCAGACAACAGCAAGCGAACAAUAUCCACCCUGGGUUUUAUGGCAGCAAACAAAUUUAUCGCUGUCAUUCUUGAACUAUCGAAUGAAAAUCAACCGAGUCCUGCAACAUCGAUGGGCUUCUUCGUCAGAUGUACUGCUUGCCAGGUCGAAGGCGAUAUGCUUAGAUUCCGCGAACGCGAUUGUAUCAUUGGUGAAGCAACACAAGGUUGCUCUAGCACGCCAUCGUCCGUGGGCAACAACCUCGGCUCUAUUCUCAGCGGCUCUGACCCUUGCGGCGGAAGCAAAGGGUUUAGAUAAGCAUGCUUCAAAGGAGUAUAUGGAUAGGAUUCAAACAUGUCUUACAUUUUUGAAAUAUAUCAAGGAUCACAAUGCUCUCGCUAUCCGAGCACUGGAGGAUUUGAAGGCGUUUUGUAAAGAAUUGCUGUGA
Molecule: messenger RNA, 1086 nt
Organism: Penicillium angulare
Lineage: Eukaryota; Fungi; Ascomycota; Eurotiomycetes; Eurotiales; Aspergillaceae
Product: fungal specific transcription factor domain-containing protein
Exons: 3
Coding region: 1-1086 (361 amino acids)
Source: RefSeq, a predicted model, not a curated record